Messenger RNA from Daktulosphaira vitifoliae (grape phylloxera), 1699 nucleotides. RefSeq names its product general odorant-binding protein 72-like. The record is from RefSeq and is a predicted model, not a curated record. Lineage: Eukaryota; Metazoa; Arthropoda; Insecta; Hemiptera; Phylloxeridae. Bases 917 to 1447 code for a protein of 176 amino acids. The transcript is spliced from 7 exons. Gene Ontology annotation, biological process: sensory perception of smell. Gene Ontology annotation, molecular function: odorant binding.
AUACAAAAUAUGUUGCUUGAUAAGUGAUGUAGAUAGUAGUGUAACGAAGCGAUUAGUAGAAAGUCGACUAUUUAAUUUUACAUGUAGCACUAACUUGAUACAUUUUAAGUUUAAUCAAUGUAUAUUAUUUUCGGUCUUUAGGACGAUUUAAUUAAUGGACCCUUGGUCAAUAUAUAAAAUGCAGUUCAUACUUUUGUACUAGAUCAAAAGAUACAACUAUAAAUUUAGUUCUAGAGGCGGAAACUGGAGAAAUAUUAAAUAUUGCUUCUAGACUUGUAUCUAAUUCAGAAAGUUUAUUAGAAAACAAGACCUCUAAUAUUUGUGAACAAUUCAAUUCUUUAAUUAAUAAACAUGUAAGGGGUAAGAGAUUGAACUUUUGUGGAAUAGGUAAUUACAAUACGAGGGUAGAGGCAGAUGCUGUGGCAUUUCAUUCCAAAGGGUAUUUAAGACAAAUGCAUAUAAUAACAAGUAACUGCAGUCCAGGAAAAUGUUGAAAAUAUUUUCACAGGAAGAAAUUGAGAUGAAAAAAAAAUAAUUUUUAGGCCAAACUGAUGUUUAAAAAAUUGUAAUUGAAACAAGAGAUCAAAACAACAAUGUAAUGUGAUACAGUGAACGAAAGAAACACUUGACUACUUCUAAUUAUAUUCAGAUAUGUAAGAUGCGAUCCAACACAAGCUGCAGAAAUGUAGUUUAUAAUAUUUUAUACGCAACUAAUUUCCAGUCAAAAGCAUUACAGCAUGGAAAAAUCAUGGAAGCUAAAGCUUGACAAAAUGUUGAGCGGUUUUUAAACAAAAUUGUCAAUAAUAGUGGUUUGGUUUGGUAGUAGUUCCAGAUUAUCCAUAUCUAGCUGCCAGUCCAGGGUCAACAACCACAGCAACCUAAUAUUAAAAGAGCUUCAUCAAAGUUCAAUGACUUAAUGAAAAAUGCAUCACAAGAAUGUUUAUCAAAGAACCACGUUACUAUAGAACGUGUAGUGGCUCUCUACUCAAUUAACACUGAAGAUCAUGCAGCAAAGUGCUAUGUAUCCUGUAUGCUGAAUCGUUUUAAUGUAACUAAUGAGAAAGGCGAAUACAAUGAGAAAGCGUUAAAACAAAUGAUGAAGAGACGAAAAACUCAGGAUAUAUCGUCAGCUUUAAAAGAAAACAUAGAUAAGUGCACAUCUCAAGCAAAUGAUGUUGACUCUUGUGAAAAGGCAGUACAGUUUACAAAGUGUCUUUAUUCAAACAAACAAGAGAUGGGAAUCGACAACGGCAACCAAAUGCGCCCACCUCAGUCAAUGCCUCCGAUAAUUCCUUUUUCUUCUAUAAGACCAAGAUUUCCAAACCCUAACUCUAGAGGACCUCCUCAAAGACAACAAAAUGGUCAAGUCGGUAGUUGGAGAAAUGGCAACCGUAUGCCUUUUAACAUACAGUCACCUAAUAUGACUGAAAACACUGAUUUUAUAUAAAGUUAUCGGAAAUAAAUUCCAGAUCUAAUACUUAAUUUAAAUAAUUAAUAGCCCCACUUAUCUUGAUUAAUUUUAAUACUUUACUUUAUGAAUUACUAUGCACAAAAUAGAUUUAAUUUUAAUGGUGACUGGAAUAAUUUUUACUAUAUUGAUUUGUUCGGUAUAAAUUAUCACGUUAUUUCUUCUCUUUAAAUAAAAGAAUAAAUGAUAAUCAUAAAAAAAUAUUAACACGUUGUCUUAUUUAUGAAAAAU